AUGGCGAACACCUCGUCCUUCACACCUCUGGAGCUCAUGCGCCUUCCCCUUGUCUCGGCGCUGCGAGACGAGUUUGUUGGCCGCCCCCUGUCGUCGUUGCGCACCCCGGCGCUGCUUAUUGACCGCGUCGCGUUCAAGGAGAACUGUGCGCAGAUGGGGGCUAAGGUCGAUGCGCUGGGACUGCGUUUCCGUGCACACAUCAAGACCCACAAGACGCCAGAGGGCACGCGCCUGCAGGUAGCCGGCGGCGCGCGCUCGCUCGUGACCUCCACCAUGCCGGAGGUGUGGGGUGUGCUCGAGGCCGGUAUCGAGGUGGACGACAUCCUCUACUCCCUCCCCAUCUCCUCUGACCGGAUGGAGGACGUGAACGCCGCGCAGGAGAAGGCGGGCCGCACCGUGAUCCGGGUCAUGGUCGAUAACGCGGAGCAGAUCGCACACCUCGCGGCGGCGGCGAAGCGGCUGGGCCGCCGGGCGCCGUGGUCCGUCUUCAUCAAAGUCGACGGCGGGGGGCGGCGCGCGGGCGCCCCGCCGCGCUCGGCGCAGAUGGAUGCGCUCCUGCAAGCCGUCAAAGCCGAGAAGGCGGUGGAGGUGUAUGGGUUCUACUCCCACUUCGGGCACUCGUACGCCGCGCGCUCGCUCGACCAAGCGGGCGAGUACUACGCGGGCGAGAUUGCGUGCGUCAACGACGCGGCGGGGCGCGCGCGCGAGCUCGGCCUCGGCGGAGACUGGGUGCUGAGUGUCGGCGCGACGCCGACGGCGCACGCCGCCGCCCUCGGCGCCGCCACGCCCGGCGGGCUCAACGGCACCCUCGAGCUGCAUGCCGGCUGCUACUGCCUCAACGACUUGCAGCAGGCCGCCACGGGCCUUGUGCGCGAGGGCGGGCUCGCGCUCUCCGUCCUCGCCACCGUUGUGGGGAAGUAUGCCGAGCGCGGCGAGGUCCUCACCGACUGCGGCGCGCUCGCGGUCAGUAAGGACCAGGGGCCGACGCCGGGGUUCGGGCGUGUUGUGAGCAAGGGGCAUGAGGGGUGGAGUCUUGGGCGGGUUAGCCAGGAGCACGGCGUUCUGGUCAAGGGUGAGGGGGCUCGCGAGAUCGAAAUCGGCGAGAAAGUGCGUAUUGUGCCGCAGCACGCGUGUCUUGCGUGCGCUUGCCACCCGUGGUUCUAUAUCGUGGCGGGUGGGGGCGACGAGGUCGUCGAUGUUUGGGUGCCGUGGAAGGGGUGGUAG
This is a messenger RNA of Cutaneotrichosporon oleaginosum, 1224 nucleotides long. RefSeq lists its product as uncharacterized. Gene Ontology annotation, biological process: D-serine catabolic process. Gene Ontology annotation, molecular function: D-serine ammonia-lyase activity. Lineage: Eukaryota; Fungi; Basidiomycota; Tremellomycetes; Trichosporonales; Trichosporonaceae. The record is from RefSeq and is a predicted model, not a curated record.